This is a messenger RNA of Babesia microti strain RI, 975 nucleotides long. RefSeq names its product ER membrane protein complex subunit 2-B. The coding region runs from base 1 to 975 and encodes 324 amino acids. Gene Ontology annotation, biological process: protein folding in endoplasmic reticulum. Gene Ontology annotation, cellular component: EMC complex. The record is from RefSeq and is a predicted model, not a curated record. Gene Ontology annotation, molecular function: protein binding. NCBI's taxonomy places the organism in Eukaryota, Apicomplexa, Aconoidasida, Piroplasmida, Babesiidae. The transcript is spliced from 5 exons.
AUGAAAUCAUACCUAGCAAAAAUAGGGUUUGAUUUCCUCAGUAAAUUAAUGCCCAUUGACAAAUUUAUCCAGUUAUUUAAUCGUGCAAACGAGUAUUUGGAAUCAUUAGAUGAUCAGUUUUACCACUCCAAUAUUGGCAGUCAUAUAUUAGAAUUGUACGACAACAAUGAUAGGGAGGAGAUUCUACAUUUAGCGCCUCAACUUUUGGAUAAAAUACUGUCUCCUAAUGACAGGGAAGUACUUAUUGAAAUUUUGAUUAAUUCAUCUGUGGUAUAUGGGAGGCAUGAAUUUAUUAAACAAUUGCUGUCGCAACUAGGCCGAGUGGACGAAAAGAAGGCAAAGAUCUACAAGGCAAAAUACUACCAGGCCAAAGGAGAUUAUGAAACGGCCUUCAAGCUUAUGACUGGAAUCCUCAUACGAUAUCCAACCGAUAUAAUUAUCAGGAAACAAACACUAGCUACACUUAAAAAUAGAAUACCUAUAGAUGAAUAUAUAGAUUUAAUCAAUCGACAUCUCUGUGAAUUCCCCUUAGAUACGGAGAGUUGGCAGGAAUUGGGCGAAUUAUACAUCUCAUCUGGUAAAAUCAAUGAGGCAAUUUACUGCUACAAUGAAGUCAUACUCCAUGAACCAAAUAACAUUUUCUAUAUAAUUACAAUCGCAGAUUUAAACUAUACAAUUGCUAGGUUUCCAUUGAGCUACAAAUACUAUUCCGCGGCCGUAACAUUGAAUUGUAUGUGCACUCGUGCCCUUUGGGGCCUCGUGUUGGUGUAUACAAGGAUUGUUAGGAAUUCCAAAGAUGUGAUUGAAAAUACAGAAGAUCCCCAACACAAAUUCUCAGAUGUACAUGUUAAGGUGGCUAGAAAGGCCUUGCAAUUGUUGCGUGGUAUCUACAUAAAGUCCAGAUCUUACGCAGCCGUUAGAGCCCUUAAUCGUUUGUGGAAUGAGUGGGAUGCUAAGCAACCUGUGUGUUACUAA